Acaulospora colombiana is the source of this 763-nucleotide messenger RNA. NCBI's taxonomy places the organism in Eukaryota, Fungi, Glomeromycota, Glomeromycetes, Diversisporales, Acaulosporaceae. The record is from the annotation of a GenBank genome assembly.
AGAUAAAAAAUCUCAACCAUAUCCCCCCAAAAAACCACAAUCUCAUGUUAGAUCACCUCCACCACCACCUUAUCAACCAGGAGAUACAAUUUUGCUAAUAGGAGAAGGCAAUUUUAGUUUUGCACACGUUCUUGCCGAAAGUGUUCUUCGCACCGGGCAUCUAAUCAUCGCGACAGCUCUUGAUAGUGAAGAAGUAGUGAACAAAAAAUAUGAAGAUGCACGUGAACACAUUUCUGCAUUCAUUAAAUGCAGUGGGAAGGUUUUGUAUGAGGUUGAUGGAACACGAUUGAAUAAAUGUAAGGAGCUAAAAAAUAAAAGGUUUGAUAAGAUUGUAUUUAAUUUUCCACACGCGGGCAUAGGAAUUAAAGAUCAAGAUCGAAACAUUCUCGCAAAUCAAAAACUUAUCAAAUCGUUCCUAAGCUCGGCAACACCAUUAUUAGCAUCUCAGACGCUCUAUUCAGAAUUGAAUGAUGGAGAGAUUCACAUAACCAUCAAAACAGGAUUGCCAUAUGAUAAUUGGAAUAUCAAAAAAGUUAUAAAAUCAACGGGUGUUCUCGCUGUCAAAGAAACUUUGCCAUUUAAUCCAAGCCAAUAUCCUGGAUAUGAACAUAGGAGAACUUUAGGAUUCAAAGAUGGUGUUAGUAAAAAUGGUAAUGAAGAGAUUUUAAGCAAGAAGCCUAAGACCCUUAUUAUUGUUAGAAAAGAAGUUAUUCAGUUAGAAAAAGAGCGAAAAAAGUUGGAGAAAAAAGAAAUGGAAGAUUAG